Molecule: messenger RNA, 1668 nt
Organism: Fusarium graminearum PH-1
Lineage: Eukaryota; Fungi; Ascomycota; Sordariomycetes; Hypocreales; Nectriaceae
Exons: 3
Coding region: 1-1668 (555 amino acids)
Biological process (GO): regulation of transcription by RNA polymerase II
Molecular function (GO): zinc ion binding; DNA-binding transcription factor activity, RNA polymerase II-specific
Source: RefSeq, a predicted model, not a curated record
AUGGUCACUCCAACGUCGAAUGAAGCCCGUAACUGCGUCGUGCUUGCGCAUGACGUGCUGACUGAGAUAGCUACCAUUUCGGGAUUACAGCGUCUUACUUGCAUGAAAUGCGAUGAACAACGGCCCCAAUGUUCGCGAUGCCUCGAUAAGGACAUUCCCUGUGAAUAUCCUCGCUCGCCAAAGUCCCGGACUUUGAGAUCACCUGUAUCCGAUACAGAAGAGACAUGGAGUCAACAUCAAAGUCUUGCCGUCCCGACUCCUGAUUUUUGUCGAUCCACUGGUACCAGUCUUGGCUCAGUAUCCAGCAUUUCCUCGCCAUUCCUUGCACCAAGUCCAAACUACGAGUUCAGUGCCAACCUAUUCACCCAUGAAACCAUUGCGCCGUCUGUAGAUCUCGGCGCAACAGAGCUCGAGCUUUUCAGCUACUACCUAUCGCAUGCUGCUCGUUCCAUGGCCUAUGAUGAUGAGGACCUGUAUGCACUACAAGUUGGCUUUCCGAACCUGGCUUUCCGAAGCAAACCUCUGAUGAGCUCCAUCCUUGCGCUUGCAGCGGUGAGAAAAUGUUAUGAUAUACUAUCUCAGCCCGAUACACAAAACAUCGAUAAAGGACAAGUCAAACACCUUCUAGCUCUCGCCGACGAGCACCACAGAGACUCGCUUCGUCAGACGCAAGCUGAUAUUCCCAACGCCAACCACUACGACCACGUUGUGGCGAAUGCGCCUCUUAUGGUACUUUAUGCAACAGCAAACCACGCCGUUCGGAUCAAAUUAUCUAAUACAUUAGACGACCACGAUGGAAGUACAAAUCUGGCUCCGGCGCAACUGCACUGGAUGACACUCAUUCGUGCAGCCCAUCUGGCGUAUACCGGUCUUUUACACUCUACCAAGGACUUUCACCUGAUGGACGAUUUUACAACCAGUCCCCCAGUGAUAACCCUGAACCAGCCUAUCAGUGGACUUGUUCCGAUGGCUGAGAAUGGACCAACCCAAAGGACAGAGACUCUACUCAUGCCAAUCAUUGCAGCCACAUACAGCUCGGCGCUUGAGAAGUUGAAGACAAGAGCGCAAACCCUGCAGUUUUCCAUGCAUCUGGCUUCCUCGGGAAGGUCCAGGGAUAAUUGUGAGAUUCAGACUUGUCUUGUCGCUUUACAGUCCCUGGCCAGUAUUCUGAGCGAGUUAUUCGAAGCAGGUAACGGCAGCCAUGAUACAUCUCAGCUUGAUUUAGAGAAUGAUUGGGCAGCUUUGAGUCAGCUUUCAGAUGUCUCUCCAUGGUUAAGGACUUACAUGGCACGCGUCACAUUUUCAACGCCACUGAAGCCACUGAGGCGAACCAUCAUGUGGUUUCUCAAUCGAGUCCCAGCAGAGUUUCUGAGUAUCAUCCAGUCAACCCUGGACAAAAUCCCAGAGACUGUCCCCGAUGAAGGUAUCCAAUGUGACGCCGAUGAUGCCUCUGAGGUUUCGCGACUUUCUAUGGACAUCUUUGCUCACUGGCUCGUUUUAGUCAUGCUACUGGAUGGUGUUUGGUGGAUUGGUGGGAUUGGAGUCUGCGAAUUGGGUAGAAUCUCAAAGUAUCUGGGACGGCAGCAAGAGGGUUCCACAAGAUCAGAAAGAACAUGGUGGCCGAGGAGUAUGCUUAAUAUUGCGAUAGAAAUAGGUAAACAGGACUAG